GGGCAGAAAGCGCGCGAGACGGGGAGCACGUGACUCAGCCAGCGCGGGACCUCUCCGGGCUGCGGGGGUACGGGGGAGCAGGGGGCGGCUGCCGCCAUUUUGUGCCGGGCGCCCCGCCGCGGCUCGCCCUGUCGCGACAGCCAUGUCGUCGCCCGCCUCCACGCCCAGCCGCCGUCGCAGCAAGCGCGGCCGGAGCAGCAACCCCCCGACCCCGCAAGACGCCCGCUCGCCGCCGUCGCAGAAGCGCCGCCCGGACGACUCGGCCUCCCCCGGGGAUCUGCAGCCGCUGCCCACCUCGCCGCCCGCCGAUGCCCGCAGCCCCGGCGCCGCCGACGCGCUCUUCUCCAGCCCGCCGCAGUUCCGCCACUCAGCCAUUCCUCUCGACUUCGACAUCAGCUCCCCGCUGACAUACGGCACGCCCAGCUCCAGGGUUGAAGGCACCCCGCGCAGCGGCGUCCGCGGCACCCCGGUGAGGCAGAGGCCAGACCUGGGCUCUGCCCGUAAAGCCAGACAAGUCGACCUACACUCCGAUGGGCUGGCUGAGGAUUUGGUAGCCAGUGAGCAAUCCCUUGGACAAAAGCUCGUUAUCUGGGGAACCGAUGUGAACGUAACCUCAUGCAAAGAAAAAUUCCAGAGGUUUCUUCAGCGUUUCAUUGAUCCGCUGGCUAAAGAGGAUGAAGAUAUCGGCUUGGAUCUUAAUGAACCACGCUACAUGCAGCGCCUUGAAGAGAUUAAUAUGGUUGGGGAACCAUUUCUGAAUGUAAACUGUGACCAUCUAAGAGCAUUUGAUGAAAAUCUUUACAGACAACUGAUCUGCUAUCCUCAGGAAGUUAUCCCAACGUUUGACAUGGCUGCAAAUGAGAUCUUUUUUGAUCGUUACCCAGAUUCCAUAUUAGAACAUCAAAUUCAAGUACGGCCAUACAAUGCACUGAAGACUAGGAAUAUGAGAAGUCUAAAUCCUGAAGAUAUUGAUCAACUUAUCACCAUCAGUGGUAUGGUCAUCAGAAGUUCCCAGUUAAUUCCUGAGAUGCAAGAAGCAUUCUUUAAGUGCCAGGUUUGCGCUUUCACCACAAGAGUAGAAAUUGAUCGUGGCAGGAUUGCUGAACCAUCAGUAUGCAAGCACUGUAACACAACGCACAGUAUGGCCCUGAUUCACAACAGAUCGAUGUUCUCUGACAAACAGAUGAUCAAACUGCAGGAGUCUCCUGAAGAUAUGCCAGCUGGGCAGACGCCUCAUACGGUGGCACUGUUCGCUCACAAUGACCUCGUUGAUAAAGUUCAACCGGGCGACAGAGUUAACGUCACAGGUAUCUACAGGGCCGUCCCAAUUCGAGUUAAUCCGAGAGUUAGCGUUGUAAAAUCUGUCUAUAAAACCCACAUUGAUGUCAUACACUAUCGCAAGACUGAUGCAAAACGCCUGCACGGUGUUGAUGAGGAAACAGAGCAAAAAAUGUUUACAGAGGAACGUGUGGAAAUUCUGAAAGAGCUUUCCAAAAAAGCAGACAUAUACGAAAGACUUUCUUCAGCAUUGGCCCCAAGUAUCUACGAGCAUGAAGAUAUCAAAAAGGGCAUUCUGCUUCAGCUUUUUGGGGGGUCAAGAAAGGAUUUCACUCAAACAGGAAGAGGCAACUUCCGCGCUGAGAUCAACAUUCUUCUCUGCGGUGAUCCUGGUACUAGUAAAUCACAGCUGCUCCAGUACGUGUACAACCUGGUUCCUCGAGGCCAGUAUACAUCCGGGAAAGGCUCAAGUGCAGUUGGUCUUACUGCGUAUGUGAUGAAGGAUCCAGAAACUCGACAGCUGGUUCUUCAGACAGGUGCUCUAGUACUUAGUGAUAAUGGCAUUUGUUGCAUUGAUGAGUUUGAUAAAAUGAAUGAAAGCACAAGAUCAGUUCUGCAUGAAGUAAUGGAACAACAGACACUGUCCAUUGCAAAGGCUGGAAUUAUUUGCCAAUUGAAUGCUCGUACAUCUAUCCUAGCAGCAGCUAACCCUAUAGAAUCACAAUGGAAUCCAAAAAAGACUACUAUUGAAAACAUCCAGCUUCCUCAUACACUGUUAUCAAGAUUUGACUUGAUCUUUUUAAUGUUGGAUCCACGUGACGAAGCCUACGACAGACGCCUUGCUCGCCAUUUGGUUUCACUGUACUAUCAAAGUGAAGAAAAGAUGGAGGAGGAAUACAUGGACAUGGCAGUAUUGAGGGAUUACAUUGCUUAUGCUCGUUGUUACAUAAAUCCCAGGCUAAGCGAAGAAGCAAGCCAGGCCCUCAUUGAGGCAUAUGUGGACAUGAGGAAGAUUGGGAGUGGCAGGGGAAUGGUUUCUGCAUAUCCUCGACAACUUGAGUCUCUGAUCCGACUGGCAGAAGCACAUGCUAAAGUACGCUUUUCUGAGAAAGUCGAAACAAUUGACGUAGAAGAAGCAAAACGCCUCCAUCGGGAAGCUCUGAAGCAGUCUGCUACUGAUCCAAGGACUGGCAUUGUGGACAUAUCCAUUCUCACUACAGGAAUGAGCGCAACAGCUCGUAAGCGGAAAGAGGAGUUGGCUCAAGCCUUGAGGAAGCUUAUCCAGUCAAAGGGUAAAACACCAGCUUUGAAAUACCAACAGCUUUUUGAGGAUCUCCGAGCACAGUCUGACGUCGCUGUCACUAAGGAAAUGUUUGAGGAAGCACUUCGUGCCUUGGCUGAUGAUGACUUCCUGACUGUGACUGGAAAAACUGUAAGAUUGCUGUAAGUUAGUCUUUCCGUGCAAGCCACUUGCAAUGGCUUUUACUUCACCUUAUUUACUAUAUUGCUAGCCUGCAAGAUCUUCAAGAUUUGGGACUAUCAUUUGCUAUAAGAAGUGCCACUCGAUCUCUUGUGCUGAUAGUAAUAACCAUUACGAAGGUCUUAAACUCCCUAGCUGAAUGAUGCUAUUUACAUUUGAGCAAAUGUAAUUGCCAUGUUUUUUUAUGCUUUUUUUAGAACAUGCUAACAAUACUAUUUGUAUUUCAAAAUGAAUUGUAAAAAUUCAACUUAUAUGACUUUGAUAAAUGAAACUUGACUUUGCUGUCAUCUGAAAUAAAGUUAUUUGAUUUUAAAA
Oxyura jamaicensis (ruddy duck) is the source of this 3073-nucleotide messenger RNA. RefSeq names its product minichromosome maintenance complex component 4 (gene MCM4). Gene Ontology annotation, molecular function: single-stranded DNA helicase activity; ATP binding; ATP hydrolysis activity. The record is from RefSeq and is a predicted model, not a curated record. Bases 143 to 2725 code for a protein of 860 amino acids. The transcript is spliced from 16 exons. Gene Ontology annotation, biological process: mitotic DNA replication initiation; double-strand break repair via break-induced replication; DNA replication. Lineage: Eukaryota; Metazoa; Chordata; Aves; Anseriformes; Anatidae. Gene Ontology annotation, cellular component: MCM complex; nucleus.